AUGACCAUAUCUAAAAUGUGGACUAAACACUUAAAUAGCGGCUCAAGAAAGACGUGGCAAACGAGCUAUGAUUACAUAGUUGUCGGCGCCGGCGGUGCCGGUGCUGUAGUGGCCGCCAGACUGUCGGAAAAUCCCAACAUUAAUGUAUUGCUGUUAGAGGCGGGCGGACCCGAGACUGUGAUUACCGACAUUCCGGCCAAUUAUUUCUCAAUCACCGGUAAUCUGGAGUUUGAUUGGAAUUAUCCGCUCGUAGACCAGCCAAACAUAGCCCGCGCCUACACUCAGCCCAUCCACAUGUCUGUCGGCAAAGUAUUGGGCGGUUCGUCGACGUUAAGCGGAAUGGUUUACAACAGAGGAAACCGAAACCAUUUUGAUGAAUGGGCGACAAAGUAUGGCUGUUUUGGUUGGAAUUACGACAAUAUUCUUCAGUAUUUUCUGAGGGCUGAGAAUAACACGGAUUCCGCUUAUUUGGCAAAGAAUUCAAGAUUUCACAGCAGUUCCGGUGCGAUGACAGUGUCCAGCGAUUGGUCUCAUCUCAACGCUUUGCCCAUCUUUAAGGCAUUCCUCGACACUGCAGUUAUGGCUGGAUAUCCAACCGUUGACGUCAAUGGACCGACACAAUUGGGCUGUUGUAAUAAAGUCGUGUGGGCUCGACACCGAAGUUUCUAUAACAAUAGUGGUUUGAAUGCGAGAGGAAUUGUAUUUACAAGAAAUGGCAUUCAAUAUACAGUUAACGCCAAUCGCGAGGUUAUAUUAUCUGCCGGUGCCAUCGGUUCCGCUAAACUACUAAUGCUGUCAGGAAUCGGACACAAAGACCACUUAAAUAGCCUAAACAUACCGGUGGUGUCAGACCUGCCGGUGGGCGACAAUUUCCACGAUCACACCUCAGUUGUCCUUUACUAUGAUAUCUUAAAUCAGAGCCAAUCGUAUGAGUUCGUAGAGCUGACGGUCCAAAACCUAUAUGAAUAUUAUGUCAAUAAUGCGGGCGCUCUGACAAUGUUCCCAAACGCGGCCACAUAUCAGGUCACACCCGUCAACAACCAGCCCGACUGGCCCGACAUUAUGACUGAAAUGACCCGCAGUAAUAACAUGUGGUAUACUUUGCCGGACAUCGUUAGACAAUACGGAUCCCACGUUAAAGAAUGGGAAGAGUUUUGGAAACCAUAUGUCGGUCGACGGCUUUUGUUAAUGUACAAUCAAAUGGUGAGACCACGAGCUCGCGGCACAGUUAGGCUCGCCUCCAGUGACCCAAAUGCGCUGCCAAUUGUGGACCCAAACUAUUUGGGCGACUCGUAUGAUAUGGACUCUACCGUCAAUGGUAUCAGAAAUAUGAUAACUCGCAUCUCAACAGUUGGUCCGUUCGCCGCACAGACCCGCCGAAUAACCACAACAGUUCCCGGAUGUGUCAAAUGCGCCGGCGAUGACACUUGCGAUUCAUACCUCAGGUGUUUAGUGAGACAAACAGCGCAAGCAGUCUAUAGACACGUCGGGAGCUGUCGGUGCGGUUCGGCCAACGAUAGCAAAGCUGUGGUCGAUGAGAGACUACGAGUGAUAAACGUGAGGGGACUUCGAGUGGUGGACGCGUCUAUAAUGCCUCAAGUGGUUAACGCCAACCAUUUGCCCGCAACUGUUAUGGUCGCUGAAUACGGAUCACAAAUGAUUAGAGACGACCAAAUGUGA
Molecule: messenger RNA, 1680 nt
Organism: Medioppia subpectinata
Lineage: Eukaryota; Metazoa; Arthropoda; Arachnida; Sarcoptiformes; Oppiidae
Source: the annotation of a GenBank genome assembly